AUGCUUUUGGUUUAUUCAAUUAUUUUCUACUCACUACUGUUAAGAGUAGAGAGUGUUUUAGAUUGUAUAGAUUACUGGAACACUCACAUUUCAAAUUUUACUUCUGAUUCCGCCUUCUACUUGCCAUGCCCUACAGACACGCCGAGUAUAGAUGGUGUAGAUGGAGAAGAACUCCUACUAACCAUUGCCUCAAAAGUCGUAUGUGAACAAAGUGACGACGAAUACGAGGUGAUAAACAGUUCACAGGUAAGAAAACAAACAUAACUUAUUAAGCGCAGGUGUCUUUUUUACCAAAACUUUGUUCAGAAGUACUAUCGAGGAUCUGAUACUCAGCAUGCGUUGCUCAAGUAUUGUGCAGAACAGUCCGAAGACGAUGACAGACUUGUGUUAUACGAAAUAAAGUACGAAAUGGGAAACCCGAUCAGUAUAUUAUCAUUGACCAGAAGCUUCCGCCGCGAAAAGUUGCCCAAGUUGCCAGUGUUCAAACAGCUACCUCACAUCAACCUCAAACUGUCUUCUGACUUCUUCUAUCCCUUCUCUUGUUCAUCAGGUUAUUCACUUUCGUAUUCCAAGUUAUUUUUGCUGUUGAUGGUGACAUGUAUAAUUAGAUAAAGCUCUUUAAACAAACCUUGCAACCACCGUAACAACGUUUAUUUCUUCUUACAAAGUUAAAAGUUUUGACAAAUUUAAAAUACAACAACUUUUAAUACAGUACACUUUAGCAGGAAUCAUAAGUUAACAAAUUUAGCGUUUAAAUAAUAAAAAUUUAACAAAAUCUGAAAGGAAUCACAGAGUUAGAAGAGAAGACACCGUACUUUAGCUGGGUUAAUACUUACAUCAAAGGGAACAACAAUUUACAGGAAUGUAGCGGCUUCACGCCCUUUGAAUCUCGGAAUGUUUAAUGUACGAUAAGAAGGAGAAGGCGAUAAACAGUAAACUCGUGCCCACCAGAUCCCCAAUGGCCGUCAAAUAAGGAAUAGCAGCAUUAUCCGGAUUUACUCUCCACGACCACAUUAACGAUACCAUCCAUUGGCAAAUGUACAGUAGGACACCGACCUGAAAAAGUACUGUAAUUUGUAAAAUUUAAAUUUUUUAUCACAAACUUUAACUUAACGUUAGAGCUGAGUUAACAACUUGAAACAACAAAUUUUAAAAUUAUUCGACCAGCUUUGUAAUUCGAACGAGAUUCGAAGCCCAGUCCACCGUCAUAAAGUUGGAAACGGAAAUUACAUAUAAAGGAAACCAAAAACAUACGACACAACUUAAGCGUUUCCCCAAAUCAUCUCAAAACCCUGCGGACAGACAGCCGGCUCUUUGCCCAAAAAAGCCGCAAAUGGGCAUUUUAUAGUAUAGUAAUGAUCGCUAAGCUUGGCAUGAUGUAUCUAUUCUGUUCACCGGUUGCUUCCGUUUUAUGGCCGCCAUUCUUUCUUUUGUCAAGCGGAAGAAGCAUUAAGUGUUGGCCGACUUCUAGAUGAAAAUACUAAAUGUAGCCCGCCUUUCAUGUAGUUUUUGAUGGUGGUUUGUGUACGAGUCCCUUGGUGGGCCCACUUCACUGCCCAGUUGUCAUAAGUGACAUUAUGCAUCAUUACAACGGAAGGCUCUUUAUGGUCACGCACAGUCGCUCCGUGAAUGGGAGUAUAUUCGAGGGAAAAGUUUCCUUAAACAAACCGCCCAGCCUUCAUUAAUAAACCGGCCCUACUUUCCUUUAUCUCGCCCGCAUUUAAAAUGCAAUCAACCGCCCUUUCGGUUGAUAAUCGUUUCCCCAGUCAAUUACGUUAGGGUGCGCCAAGUCCGAGUCGUUGUCAAGUGCCGCCUAUUAAGAAAUUAAAUUUAGUUUCAGCGCUUUUGUGUCCCCAAAACUAUAGCUACAUACAGAGGAGGAGGCAUGGGAGGGCAGCCGACCAAACUGCGCAAGAUUUGUCAGAAAGUCAUCAUGCCCAGAUCGCAGCGACGAUCCUAUUACAGGCGGGGCUACCACAAGAUCGAUCCUGACAUCGAGUACGAAGUAAGUCAUUUAUAAAAUGUAUUUCAAUACGCCAACAGUACUUUGUCGUGCAUUUCAUUGUGUUUUUUGCUAUAUUUAAAGUCAUUUUUCAUAGCUUUUUAUUAUUAUAAUAUGCAUAAUAUACCUUGCCUAAACAACACUGUUUUUUCCUUUUGUGAUCUCUGAGUCUCUCUCUUGCGACAAGAAUAUUAAAAAACUUAACUUGAUUAAAAAUGAAACAAUACCUUCAAGUUUCAUUUAGUUCUCGACAGACAGAACAAAGAAUGUUCCGCCAGAUAGACAGAUAUUAAUUGAAAUGGACACCAACGACUACUCGGAAAGCAACCGAACUGUAAACGAGAUUCAGCAGAUGAAGUUGGCCUUCGAAGAGAAACUUACAGUAAUCCGACACACUCUCGACGAGCUAGAACAAGACCACAACCGCAAACUCGACCACUGUGCUAAUGCGUCGUACCACUUGUGCAGACCUAAACAUGAAAUACCGAGCAUCAGAGGUAACCCGAAGCUAGAAGAGUGUAGGCUUCGGAAUGCUUUAAUCCAAGAGAAACUGAAUCAUUGCAAAGAAUACCUCAAGAACUACGAUGCUCUCAUGAAGCAAGAGAAGAAAGAGUUCGGGGAGAAUCCAGGUAGGACAACAGACAAUUUUAGGUAACAAAUAUCAAAAAAUAUGGAUUCGAAUAGCAACUUUCAAAGAUAUACCCAUAUACUUAAGUUAAUUUCAGACACGUUUGUCAGGAAGCUUUUGUUCAAAACGGCCAAGAAACAGUUGAGGAAAGACCAACUCAGCGACGCCAUCGACACUUUCCAUCAACUCAUCAAAGCGACAAAUGGACAGUUAUGUGCAGAGGAAAUGUGGGUUGUGUUCGAAGUUUGUAACCAGAAGUGUGACCAACUCUUUGAAUUCUACGAAAGAAUGUCGCACGCCGUCAAAACCCCGGAAUGCGAGAACUCCGAGUAUAUUAUGAAAGAUCUGUGGAUGGCGAUGGUGGAGGACUUGAGGCUGGAGUGUUCUGAGAUGUUUGACUUGGUCUUGAAGGUCACCGUGGAAGGUAAUGUUGACAUAAGAGAAGCGACGAAUUUUUAAUUUGAAGAAACAUGUCGUUCGAAUGCCUCCAGGGAACAGACAUUUAUUAAUUCAUUGAAAUUUUAGUCGCCGAACCCUUGAACGAGAGCUGUUUGGUGGAGAAACUCAAAUAUUUGCUUGCGGCAAAAGUGAGCGCUCAAUGGCUGGAAAUGACAUCGAUCGACCAUAUUGAGGUAACGACAAUACAAAGAAGGAUAACAAUAACAUAACUGAAAGAAAAAUUUGAUUCACAAUACUUUCAAUCAAAUGCAAUUUAACUUUUUUGUCAUUUUAAAUAACCAAAAAUGGUUUUAGUACGAUGACAUCAAGGAUAUGUUCUUCGACAGUCUCAACAAAUGUAUCGAUGCCUAUUUGGCCUUAAGAUCUCCCGACCAAGACAGUGCCAAAGCAACAAAGGCAUUAAACCACUGUAUCAAACAGUUUCACACGUAAGUAGAAACAGUAUAUUGUAAUAGACAAUGCCCCCAUUAUGACAAAUUAUUCUGAUGAAGGCCUACAUUAACUAUUCAUAACUUCUUUAGAAGGUACACGACUAUCGCGGGGUCCAAGAAACUAAUGCGAGCCAUGGAUAAAGUAAGCAUUUUCUCAAAACUGGAUUGUUUAAGCUUAUUGUAA
Molecule: messenger RNA, 3704 nt
Organism: Bursaphelenchus okinawaensis
Lineage: Eukaryota; Metazoa; Nematoda; Chromadorea; Rhabditida; Aphelenchoididae
Source: the annotation of a GenBank genome assembly